Messenger RNA from Cotesia glomerata, 513 nucleotides. Its product is annotated as DNA repair and recombination protein RAD52-like. The transcript has 4 exons. NCBI's taxonomy places the organism in Eukaryota, Metazoa, Arthropoda, Insecta, Hymenoptera, Braconidae. The record is from RefSeq and is a predicted model, not a curated record. Bases 58 to 513 code for a protein of 151 amino acids.
CACAAAAUAAUUUGACGAAACGUCAUUUAAAAAAUUGAUUAAUAAGAAAAAAAACAGAUGGCUGAAAAGAAUUUAACGUUUGAACAUUUGUGUGUGUAUGCUGAUCAAGUGUUCGGCAGUGAAAACUGGUCACAUGUAAUCAAAAACCAAACCAUUGAUUUCGAAAAAGAAGAUAAGACUAGGAAAGUUACGAUAGGAUGUUUUACAAUAGUGAGAGUAAGUUAUCAAGAUGAGAGACAUCACGAAGGUGUUGGAUUUUAUGAGGGUACUUUUGAGACAAAAGGGACAGCUUUUAAAGAAGUUAGAACGAAAUCUUUGGUUGAUGCAAUGUAUAAUACUCUUAUCAGCUUCAAGGAAAUUCGUGAUUAUUUUGAAAAUCUAGAGAAGAAGAAAGUGGAGCGUAUUAAACGACAAAAUGAACUAAAACAACAAUGGAUUUCUAAUAAUUUCGAUUCCAAGAAAACAAUGAUAAAUGAAUCCGAGAAUACUCAUCACUUAAAAAUUAAAUUAUAA